AUGCAAGAGACCGUUUUUAAGACGACUUUUGUCUAUGAAGAAGAGAAGAACGGAAACUUUGAUCGUUUUUUGGCAGUCCGAUGUCCUAAGAUGGACAAUCCAGCAAUCACAGUCAAGGGUAGGGGACAUUUUGCCUGCCUUCAUUGGGUUGGCCUGUUUCUUCGAACGACCAAAAACAAUACCAACAAGUUUAUCGCUGUGAGGACUACCAAUCGACUGCUUCCCGACUAUGCACAACGCAACUUGAACAAAGGUUACGACUGGUAUGAAGAGGAUGGUCCCGCCGAUAUAACUGAUCGCACUGUGACCCUCUUCCCCAAACAACUGUACGGGACCAACGGUAGUGAGAGGAAACUCUAUGAUGAAUUUGUUACCAGAAGUCCAAACAAUAAAAUCGGCGAACAUCAUUUCGAGAUGGUCAACCAGAUGAUAAAAGAAGGGGCAGCGUUGUGGGCCUACAAAUACAUGUGGGCUGCCAGUGGAAUGACCUAUGUCAAAACUGAGGUGGACACUAGUGCCCCAAUAUAUGACACUGAAUGGUUGAAUUAUGUGACAGGGAUCAAACUGACACAAGAGCCAUUGAAUGGUUGGACUGUACUCCUCACAAUUUUCACAAGUGUCGCUAAGGUCGCGGGGGUAUACUCAGUGGAAGCCUUGCUGGAGUGGUAG
Messenger RNA from Penicillium malachiteum, 669 nucleotides. RefSeq lists its product as uncharacterized. NCBI's taxonomy places the organism in Eukaryota, Fungi, Ascomycota, Eurotiomycetes, Eurotiales, Aspergillaceae. The transcript has a single exon. The coding region runs from base 1 to 669 and encodes 222 amino acids. The record is from RefSeq and is a predicted model, not a curated record.